This is a messenger RNA of Aplosporella prunicola CBS 121167, 497 nucleotides long. RefSeq lists its product as uncharacterized. NCBI's taxonomy places the organism in Eukaryota, Fungi, Ascomycota, Dothideomycetes, Botryosphaeriales, Aplosporellaceae. The transcript has a single exon. The record is from RefSeq and is a predicted model, not a curated record. The coding region runs from base 70 to 369 and encodes 99 amino acids.
CACUCUAAAAUUAUUAUUAUUAUAGUACGCGCUUUCAAAUGUCAACUCCAUCACAGGUUGUGUAGUGUAAUGGCUAGCACUCGAGAUUCUGACUCUUCGGAACAUUCUCGCAAUCCCGGUUCGAUCCCGGGCACGACCUUAAUUUUUGUUUUUUCCUCCUAUGUUUUUUUGCAUGAUUCAAUAACAUCAACACCAACAACAACAACAACAACAAGAACAACAAAAAUAAAAAUAAUAAUAAUAAAAGGCCCUUAUUCCCGACCGCGCUCCCACUUUUGUUUCUCUGUUUGUUUGUUUAUUUAUUUCUUCCAUUCCCCACGCAUCGCCAUCGCCAUCGCCAUCGACAUCGGCACAGGUAUGGGUAAGUAGGUAAGCAUCAAUCAGCAAUCAGCAUCAGCAUCAGCAUCGCCCUUGGCCCCGCACCAUCUUCGUGUUCCAAUGCGAGGGACCCUGGGCACACCCACUCACUCCAAACUCCACUAACCGCCUUUUUUUUU